GGCGGGAGAUGCGUCGAACCAGGAUUGCUACUUCUUCUACUACUCGUCGUGCGUGAAGGGGUCGUGUUGCCCGUUUCGACACGAGCCGUCGGCCUUGGCCUCGGAAGUGGUGUGCACCUUCUGGAAACAGGGCAAGUGCACCAAACCCAAUGUUAUCUACCGACAUAUGGACAUUGUGAAGAAGCGCAGCACGAUCCCUUGCUUUUGGGAAGGGCAAUCCGGGGGAUGCAAGAAGCCCCACUGCCCGUUCCUGCACGAGGCGCCCAAAGAGCCUUAUCCCGAGGACAUGUCCCUCCUGAUGGGACUGCCCCCAACCCCGGCCAGGGCCCCAUUAUCGUUAACCCACCCAAGAUGGACCAACUGACUGGACUCAUCUGGCCCGUCCAGCCCCAGGCUAAACCCGAGGGUCCGAGGCGUCCGAGGCGUCGCCCCGGCCCGCAGUUUUUGGGCCGGGCGCGUCUCGGUCAAGGAGCGAUUGGGCCACGCCCGAGCCGCCGGAAUACGAGCCCGGUUGGGCGGUGGGCCCCCCGAGCCACUGAUCGGGCCCCGAGCCCGGUGGGGGCGGGGCAGGUGGACCCGGACGAAGCCGGCCACUCGGAGGAAGAGGCCCUGCGACGGUCGGCCAUCCAGACCUUGGAUUUGCGGUCACGCUUGGCCGGCAGUACGGUCGCGCGCAUUGUGCGCCAUGUGGCCGUGACCUCGGAUCCCGAAUCCCAGGACGAGUCGCCCCACGACCAGCCCGACCUCGAUCCCGACCCCGAUCCCGAUCCCGAUCCCGACCCCUUCGUGGGAAGAAGGUUAAAUCGGUGAUCAAGAAAGUCAAGAAAGAGGCCCGGGUGAAGAAGCGCCUGUUGAAGAAAAAGGCAAGAAAUCAAAAAGGAAGAAAAGCGACAGAAGAAGCGAGCCAGUCGUCGCAGUCCGACAGUUCGGCCGCCAUCAGUGACGACGGAGCGCCGGCCUCGGAUCUGGCCUCGGAUCUGCCUCGGAUCUGGCUGCCACCGGGAAAGAGCCUCAGCGGAGUAGCGGCACCAAGCGCCGGCGGCCCUCUCGAAGACGAGGUCUCCACCCACUUGACCGGUGCGGAUCCGGGCCCUAUCUCGCGCAAACGGGCUAAGAGACGGGACGAUAAGGCUAUUUACGAUCCUCUGACUCAACGACGCUUGAAGGCCCAGCCCAGGAGCGAUCCCAA
Tigriopus californicus is the source of this 1189-nucleotide messenger RNA. Its product is annotated as proline-rich protein HaeIII subfamily 1-like. The record is from RefSeq and is a predicted model, not a curated record. NCBI's taxonomy places the organism in Eukaryota, Metazoa, Arthropoda, Copepoda, Harpacticoida, Harpacticidae. Bases 226 to 810 code for a protein of 194 amino acids. The transcript is spliced from 2 exons.